This is a messenger RNA of Cylicocyclus nassatus, 396 nucleotides long. The record is from the annotation of a GenBank genome assembly. NCBI's taxonomy places the organism in Eukaryota, Metazoa, Nematoda, Chromadorea, Rhabditida, Strongylidae.
AUGAUUUCAUUGAUUGGCAAACAUAACCAGACAGGAUUGGCGUUUUUGCCAUCGCAAGGAAAAACUGCAAUCAUUUUUACCCAAACGGAUCACUUAAGACCGCACGGACUGCUAAAACGCGACGGAACACGCACGGUACGUGCAGGAAAACAAGGUGCGGUCCUACGGUCCCUAUCUUCGCGGUUGUCGCUGGAAAUGUCACAGAAGUAUUUCCUUGCCACCUUGUCUUAUAAACAACCAUCGAAGUGCGUACUAGAUCGCCAUAUCUGUAUCGAUUACUGCCAUAUUCUUGCUCAUAAGUCCACUACGGCUGACCUGGUUCUUAGUGGGUUUGGAUCGUCUGGCGAUAUCGCGCCUUACAUGCACUUCAAGAGAAUCCAAGUUGGUACCUUCUAA